Molecule: messenger RNA, 489 nt
Organism: Condylostylus longicornis
Lineage: Eukaryota; Metazoa; Arthropoda; Insecta; Diptera; Dolichopodidae
Gene: ND-B12
Product: NADH dehydrogenase [ubiquinone] 1 beta subcomplex subunit 3
Exons: 2
Coding region: 130-441 (103 amino acids)
Biological process (GO): electron transport chain; mitochondrial respiratory chain complex I assembly
Cellular component (GO): mitochondrion
Source: RefSeq, a predicted model, not a curated record
UGAAAUAUAUUAAAAUCAUUACAAACGUCAUCUUCAACAUUUUAACAACUCUAAAUUGAAAAACUUUCUUUAUACAUAUUAUAUAAUAAUAAAGGUUAUACUUCUGUACUAUAUCUAGAUAUAAAAAAAAUGGGAGGACAUCAUCAUGAACCAUAUAAAGUACCUGAUGCUUCUACUUACAAAAUUGAAGGAAUACCACAGUUAGAAGAGGUUCAGAAAGCAUUAAAAAGACAAGGAUUGUCGGAUCCUUGGCUGAGAAAUGAAGUUUGGCGCUAUGACCCUGUGAAGAUGGGAACACACGCUUCCAGAGCUAGAGCAUUUUUUGGAAGAGGUUUUAUAUGGGGCUUAGGUGCCGCAGCAAUAACUAUUGCCAUAGAAACUGCCUUGGGUUCAAAUGAUCACGGACAUGGGCAUGGUGAUGAACAUGGUGGUCAUCAUUAAUUUAUAUUUUAAUUAUAGUAACACAAUAUAACAAAUUUAGAUCGAAAA